This is a messenger RNA of Gryllus bimaculatus (two-spotted cricket), 2960 nucleotides long. The record is from the annotation of a GenBank genome assembly. NCBI's taxonomy places the organism in Eukaryota, Metazoa, Arthropoda, Insecta, Orthoptera, Gryllidae.
AUGAUUCAUCAUGAACCAGACUCGGAAUGCCCGGUUGAACUGAUAGUAAGAAAUUUGACACUUGUUACUACGGUGAUGAAACGUGUUAAUAGUUAUUACAAAUGCGUAUGUUAGGUUGUAAUAGAACACUGUCUCGGAAUAUGCGAUAUAUUUUAGUAUGUUGGACAUUUCUCUCCGUGUUGAGAGGUUUUAAAUAAUGUUAUAUUGCCACUUUCUGGCCAUCUCUGUGAAACUUUGGUUAAUGGGUGCAUUAACAACAUAAAAUGCAUUAGCAACAAAUGUAAAUAGUGUUUAUUACAAGAAAUCAACUGCACGAUAGCACACAGGUGACGUGAAUAAUUAUAGACUCCACGAAGAAUUACAUUUUUUGGGUCAAUAGGAAAGAUUUGUUGAUCGUGAUUUACAUUGAAAGAUUGUGUUUAGAGAAUUGUUAAAUCCGAAAAUGUCGAUAAGUACGUUUCAUCCGCGCCCCAAAUCAAGUGCAAAAUUAUCAACUAGAAUAGAUGCGGAGGGCAAAGAAGUGGAGGUUGAAGCAAGAGAAGAUGAAGAACAAAAAUUGAAACUCCAUGAAAUAAUUGAUGUUCUGGUUGCCGCUGGAUAUUUUAGAGCUCGUAUCAAGGGUUUGUCUCCAUUUGACAAGGUUGUUGGUGGAAUGACUUGGUGUAUUGAAACCUGCAAUUUUGAAGUGGAUGUGGAUCUCCUGUUUCAAGAAAAUUUAACAAUUGGCCAAAAAAUUGCUUUAACUGAGAAGAUUGUUGCUGUGUUACCACAAAUGCAAUGUCCUCAUUCAAUUGAACCUCAUCAAAUUCAAGGCCUUGACUUCAUUCAUAUAUAUCCUGUGAUUCAAUGGCUUGUGAAGAAAUCUAUGGAAACUCGAGAGGAAAUGGGUGAUGUAAUUCGAGCAUAUGCUGUUAACCAAUUUAAUAAACGCUACACUCUGCCUGAAGAACACAAUACUUUAGAACUUCAAGAGAAGCUUCAGCAAAAUAUUUCAAUCAUAAAGGAGGUAUAUAGACCACAACGACGGUUUCGACGAAAGGAUGCUCCACCUGAUGAUGAACAAAGUCUUGUGCAAAGUACUCUUCUGGAGUAUGGAUGCAGUUUUCCAUCUGUCCUUUCUACAAAGUCCACAGACAAUGAAGUGGCAGGCGGUGAUUCAGAUGUAACACAAGAGGUUCAAGAAAAUCAGAAAAGAGAAGAGAAAAGAAUUCAGGAUCUCAUGAAUAAUAUGGCAUCUGCUGGUGAAAUGGAAAAUCGCCUUCCAGCUGGGGUAGUUGGCAAUAUUGUUGGCUUGCAAGCUCAGGAGAUAGCACAAGAAGCAAAACGUUAUGCUGAUUUGCAAGCAGAGAUGGAGGAGUCUGGUAUGGGAUCACCAUCUACUCAUGCUCGUGCUUUGAAUGCAUUGAAAAGGAAGAAAGCUGCAUUAGAAGAGAGAUAUAAUAAAGUGAAUGAGGAUAAAGAAAAUCUUACCCAAGCUGUAGAGAAAGCUAGUCAGCAACUGCUCAGUAUCCAGAAAUCUCAAGCUAAAGUUGAAGCAGCUCUUGCUGAAAAAGAAAAAUUAGAAACCUCAGAAAAUGAGGGGAUUCUAAGGAAACUUCAAGCAUUGGUUGUUAUGAAUGAAACUCUCCGACAACAAGAAAGUCAAUUUCGUGAACAGUGUCGACAGGAGCUGGCUAGAUUACAGAAAAAUGUCAAACUUGCACAGGAAAGUGCUACUCCAGAUGAAGACAGUGGACAAGUUGCAAAACAGUUUGUGGAAGAACAAGAACAUGUUCAAAAGUUGCGUUUAUUACUAGCUAAACGAAAUCGGGCUAUUGCUGUUUUACAACGGCAAUUAGAUGAAGUUCCAGGGAGAGCAGAACUUGCACAAUAUCAACGGAGAUUUUUAGAACUGUAUAAUCAAGUUGCUGCAAAACAUAAGGAGACCAAACAGUUCUACACUUUGUACAAUACUUUUGAUGACACCAAGUUAUAUGCAAAGAAAGAAUUAACACUCCUAAAUUCAAUAUUGGAUAAUUAUUCAGAGGCUAUGUCCUCUGCCAGUGGUAAGGAGCAGUUUAUGAAACAAUUUGAUGCCAUUGUGGAAGGAAUAAAACAAAAUAAAUCUAAAGUGGAUCGAAGAAGAACAGAAGAACGACAGAGAAGGGAUAGACUAAGUCAGCAACUCCUUGGGCUUGUUGACCAACAGAGACGUUAUGUUGCUGCUGUACGCCAACUCACAAUUGAAUGCCGUAGAAAUGAAAUGCUGCUUUCUCAGUUACGUGGUACAUGAUGUGAUAUUUCAGAUAAAAUCUGACUGUUAUAUUAAAUUUUCAUAAAAUGAAAAAAAAAACAAAAAAAACCCACAUAUUAAUUUGUUUUAUAAAUUACUGACUAAAAUGUCUAUAAGUGGGAUAUAAUUGAAGUUGUUGAUUUGUAGCAAAUGUUCAAAUGUUAUAUUUGAGGCAAGACUUUUGCUUUUGUUAUGUGCAGAAUGGACCCCGAGGGGGUUUCUCUUUGUACACAAAUUGUUUGUUCCUAAUAUUAAUGUAUCAUGAAUGUAUCAAACAAUAUACUCAUUGUUAUGUGAUAAUAAAAACAUUCCACUGUGGAAUUCCUGUUCUUGUAGAAAUUACAUAUUUUAAGGUUCCUUAGUCUAUUAAUGAAACCUUGUUUUAAAAAUUUUGACUGUAUGAAUCUGAAAUAAUUCCCCUUUACAAUUCAUUGUCAUAUCUUUCGGAGUUGCUGAUUAAAUACGCAUUACGCAAUGUCAAUUUGUAAAGUAAGGCUUGAUUAUAUUUUAUUUUUGGUAAUUUUCGGAUUUUUUCCUUCAUAAUUUAAGAUUCCAAUUGUUCAUUUAAUUGUGUCUUAACCGAUUGUGGUCAGCUAUUCUUUCAUGAUAUAUUGAUAAGAAAUGAGCUGGGGAGCAGUAGUGAAAUUGCAGUGUUCUUCAUACUCUGUUAUUACUAAAAAUUGUCUGC